Anneissia japonica is the source of this 3165-nucleotide messenger RNA. RefSeq names its product probable splicing factor, arginine/serine-rich 6. The record is from RefSeq and is a predicted model, not a curated record. The transcript has 7 exons. Bases 104 to 736 code for a protein of 210 amino acids. Gene Ontology annotation, cellular component: nucleoplasm; cytoplasm; ASAP complex. NCBI's taxonomy places the organism in Eukaryota, Metazoa, Echinodermata, Crinoidea, Comatulida, Comatulidae. Gene Ontology annotation, molecular function: zinc ion binding; RNA binding. Gene Ontology annotation, biological process: mRNA splicing, via spliceosome.
UUUGUUUUCAUUUUCACUGUCCACCUUGCUGUGCACAAAAAAUAUACGGUACAGCAAUCAACCAAUUUUGCAAUUUUGGAUUAUUCUGCAAAAGACUGUCAAUAUGUCCAGAGAUGGACCUGCUCAACUUUUUGUUGGACGUUUGGGUAAAUCAACUAGAUAUAGAGACGUCGAAGAGGUUUUUGGAUCGUAUGGAAGAAUGAUGCGAUGUGAUAUUAAAUACGGCACUGCCAUGGCUUAUGCGUUCAUUGACUAUGAAGACAGACGAGAUGCUGAGGAUGCUGUGAAGUACGAGAAUGGGCGCGAAAUUGCUGGACAACGAAUUGUUGUUGAAUUUGCAUACGGCCCUAAGCGAGGUUAUGCAGAUGAUGAAUGCUACAAAUGCGGCCGUUUUGGUCAUUUUGCCAGGGACUGCCGUGAUCCACGGGCUCGCGAUUAUCGAGACAGGCAGAGGGAUGGUUACGAACGGAAUAAAAGGCAGUACUAUAGAAGCCGCAGUAGAAGCCGCGAACGUCGCAGGCACCGAAGUCGCAGCCGGCAGCGCAGGAGUGUGGACCGCCACAGAGAACGUAGACAUAGGCGUAGUGCAAGUAAGUCAAGAAGCCGAACUCCUGUCAGGCGAAGAAGAAGUCGUAGUCGUUCGCAUUCCGCAAGCCGAUCACGUAACAAUAGCCGAAGCAGAAGCAGAGAUGGUAGUGAAAACUGUAAAGGCAGUAAUAGUGACAGUGACAACUAAAUUACAAUUCAUUUUUUUAAAUAAAAGAUAUACUCUCUGUUAAUAAUAUAAUAAAAUUAAGAAUAAAAUUUUAAUUUGAAUUGCUUAAUUUAUAAUAUAUUAACUUUCAAUUAAAAAUUUUAAUGAGAAAAUGAUCUUUUAGCCAAUUUAAUGCAUAAUGUAUAAUGCUAUUUCUAUAUUCUUUGCAUAGGUUCUGUGGUGUAGAACCUUUAAAUUGGCUAGUAAUUCAACACGAUUUUCAAAAGCCUUUAAACACUAUAUAAACUGUUCAUCUAAGCCCAGCUGAAUGAAUGUUUUUGCUAAGGUCCCACAGCAGCGUAAAUCUAAAAAUGUGGUUGUGGGACAACAUAUAUUUGUGGACAAGCAUAUAAUGCCCUGUUGUGAUUGGUCCGUCUUGAUGUUUGAUUGACACGUCUUGAUGUUUGAUUGACACAAUUUAAAGGUUCGUUGUUUUAAUCUGCAUCUAAACGGGAGUUAAUAAUAUUUGAUCUGUUUAAAUAAGCAAUUCAAUGUUUAAAUUAAAAUUGUAAAAUUUUUCUCAGAUAGUGUAUCUUUAAGAAUUUAUAUACAUGUAUUAAUAGGCUGAGAUACUGCAGUGCAUUAUGUGUGAAGGAGUGGUCCCCUGUGUAUGUGUAGGUGAAUUUGUAUGGUUACAUUUUUAAAAUAUAGAGUUUGAUAUUAAUUCUACGACCUUCAUAAAGUGUAGCAUCUCUUUAACCCCUGUCCACACUAUCAAAUUCUGUUUGACAGAAACCCAAUAUAGUCAUGAUGUGCCCAUAUAUGGUCAUGAUGUGAUGUCAUCAUGACUGUAUUUCGGCAUUUCACAUGUUUUCGUCAAAUAAAAUUAAUCUGUACAGGACUUUUGAUCAGAUAUAAUUAUUCAGUUUUUUUGCCAACAGGUCUACCAUAAUGUGUGUACCAGCACUUCCCAGAAAUGCAUAUCAUCCAAUAAGAAAGGAUCUGAAAUUUUAGUGUAAGAAGGUACUUAGUACGUGAUUUUCUUUCAAUGUGAUUUUUAAGAUGAAUUUUGCUAAAUUUACUUUCUAUUUUCUUCCUUUUGUUACAAUAUAAUUUUUUCCUUUGGGGUUUGGAAUAUAGUGUUGUAAGAAUACCUGUAUAUGUUUAAAUGUACUGUACUGUAUAUACCAUUCCACUGCGAUAAAACAGCAAAAUUAUUAUUUUUUUAUUUUUCCAAAGUACACACCUUGAAUGAAAGUUAGAUAGUUGAAGAAGCAAAAAAAAACAGAGCAGCUGCCAAUGAGUGCAGCUAAAGAACUCCUAACUUAGCAUGAAAUUAUUUACAUAGCUCUUAUGUACAGAAGAGCUUCCAGGGUCAUAGUCCCCUGGACCUAAUAGGAAACACCUCACACUAGCUUUUGGAAUAGGUUCCCCUAUAGUUUCUUGAUUGCCAUUCAUGCAUGGGCAAAACAUCCUUGAUCCACAAAAUAAAGUAACAAAACUGAAAUUUAUUAGUGAUGAGAUAUUUGUUCAAUUUGAAUAAAGGGUAUUUUUGCAGCAACUGCUUCUCAUGUGACCUGAUUCAAGUCACAUGCUCUACAAUAUAUUUCCUUAAAAAGGCCUGGGAUCCUACUUGUAUUGGCCUUAAGUAUCUUUCAGCAUGGGGCAAACCAUAUUUGAUUUAACUUGGAAAGAAUCCUAUCACUCUGAGUGACAUUUUCUUGAGAUGAAUGUCAUGAGUAAAUAGAAACAUCCUCAGGUUUCUGAUUUUUGAUUAGAUGUUACUGACGUAGGCUCAUAUUUCACAUGUACACUCUUACAUUCUGUUCUAUGUGCGACAAAUACAUCAGUUGAUGAUGGGAGAAACUUUAAAAUUUUCAUUUCAUGCUUGGUAAUAUAUUUUGUAUCAAGAGCCUGGUUCCUGUGCAUAUACUGUAACACUGUAGUUACUACAUCCGUGCAUUGCAUAACAUAGAAUGUAGAGCUAGAUUAUUUUUAUAUUCAUGUUAUUUCUUGUAAUGAAUAUUUUUAGAUAUUUACAAAUCGUCUUAGUGAAUCACAAUUGCAAUAACCUAUUGUUUGUCAAUUUAGGAUAAAGCCUGUUUACCACAAUAGUUUCUGUGGAGUUUAUCAUAAAGUAAUUUAAACUAUACUGCAAUCAAUAUGCGAAACAUACACUUUAAAUCGUCAAAUUUUAAAACAACACCCACCAAUGGACCUUUUCUCUAAGCCACACCCCUUGGAUAUUGUUGCUAAGGUCACACAAAGGACAUUGUAAAAGAGGGUAAAAGCAUACACAAACACGUGUAUCUGUAGGCAGGGCUCAGGGUGGGAAUUAUCCAAAAUAGUGUUAUUUGGAUAACCAAAUUAUAUAUUUUUAAAAAAAUUUUCGAUCUGACGACCUAGUUGUUCGUCGGACAGGCCUGGACCCUCUGUUGUCCGAUGAACAACUAGGUUGUCAGAUCGAAAAU